AUGACAUCGAGUCAGUUCAACAGUGCAGCAACAGAAGCCAUCCAGGACAUUACGAAUUACUACGACAACAUGGCCGACCGCCCUGUCCUCCCUUCAGUCGAACCGGGCUACCUCGCAAAGCUCCUGCCCCAGUCACCGCCCACCGAAGCCGAGAGCUGGGACAAGAUUCGCGCAGACAUGGAAUCGAAGAUUAUGCCCGGCAUGACACAUUGGCAGAGUCCAGACUUUAUGGCUUUCUUCCCGGCCAGCAGUUCAUAUCCUGGCAUGAUGGGAGAACUGUGGUCUGCAGCUCUGACCGUGCCUGCUUUCAACUGGCUCUGCUCGCCUGCCGUCACUGAACUCGAGACCAUCGUUAUGGACUGGGUCGCACAGAUGCUCGCACUACCCGAAUGCUUCUUGUCCAAAGGCAAAGGUGGUGGUGUCAUCCAAGGCUCUGCCUCUGAAGCCAUCGUCACCUGCAUGGUUGCAGCACGCGAGCGCUACGUGACCAGGAUCCUCGAGAAAGAAGGCAUCGUCCUCACCGAACAACAGAAGGAAGAUCGCUCUGCCGAGAUUAGGAGUAAACUCGUUGCACUGGCUACAAAACACACCCACAGUUCUACCCACAAGGGUGCAAACAUCGCCGGCACGAGAUUCCGUAGCAUCGAUACUUUGCUGUCCAACGACUUUGCCCUCCAGGGCCACGAACUCCGCUCGACCAUCGAGAAACUCAAGUCGCAAGGUCUGGAGCCAUACUUCUUGACUGUAUCGCUGGGAACAACAAACACAUGCGCCGUCGAUGACUUCCAGUCCAUCGCACAAGUCAAGAAAGACUAUCCCGACAUCUGGAUCCACGUCGAUGCCGCAUACGCCGGUGUCGCUUUGGUCUUGCCCGAAUACCAACACUACUGCAAGCACUUCUCCACCUUCGACUCCUUCGACACAAACAUGCACAAAUGGCUACUCACAAACUUCGACGCCUCAUGUCUCUUUGUCCAGAACCGUCGCCAUCUCACCGACGCACUAUCGAUCACACCCGCCUACUUACGUAACAAUUUCUCAGACCAAGGCUUGGUCACCGACUACCGCGAUUGGCAAAUCCCUCUAGGUCGUCGUUUCCGCGCUCUCAAAGUCUGGUUUGUAAUAAGAACUUGGGGAGUCGAGGGGUUGAGAAAGCAUAUCGCUCAUCAUCUCAAGCUUUCUGACUUGUUUGUCGAGUUGGUAAAGAGCAGAAGCGAUCUCUUAACCAUCAUCACACCGCCUGCUUUUGCUCUUGUGGUACUCACCCUUGCGAAUGCCAAUACGAAGAAAGUGUACGAGAUUGUGGACGAGAGCAAAAAAGUGUUUCUGACGAGUUCGUUGGUGGGGGAGGCUUAUGCUAUUCGUGUGGUCAGCGCUAAUCCGUUGGCGAGCGAGGAGGGCAUCAGAAAGGUGUUCGGAUUGCUUGUCGAGGCUGCGGAGAAGGUGCUUGAGUAG
This is a messenger RNA of Aureobasidium namibiae CBS 147.97, 1455 nucleotides long. RefSeq names its product pyridoxal phosphate-dependent decarboxylase. Bases 1 to 1455 code for a protein of 484 amino acids. Lineage: Eukaryota; Fungi; Ascomycota; Dothideomycetes; Dothideales; Saccotheciaceae. The record is from RefSeq and is a predicted model, not a curated record. Gene Ontology annotation, molecular function: pyridoxal phosphate binding; carboxy-lyase activity. Gene Ontology annotation, biological process: amino acid metabolic process. The transcript is spliced from 2 exons.